AUGUUAGGAUUUGACAUUUCAAGGCUUCCUCAAACCGAAGAUGAUAUCGACUUUUCUGAUAUCGAAUCAAAAUAUCAAGUUCCUUAUGAAGAAGGUUUUGAUACAAUUAUUGUUGUGGAUAAUGUUCCGAUAGUUGACGAAAGCAAACAAGACAAAUUAUUAAAAUUUAUAAAGAAAAUUUUUAAGAAUGCUGGAGAUAUUAAAGAAAAUGGAAUUAAUAUGCCAAUGGACGCUGAUCCGGCAACUGGAAAGUUGGCUUCUAAAGGAUAUCUCUUCAUUGAAUUUGAAACACCCGAACAAGCAAGUCUGGCUAUAAAAAAUUAUGAUAAUUAUUCAAUGGAUAAAACGCAUUGUCUUGCUGUAAAUAGAUUUACAGAUGUUGAAAAAUAUUCAGUAAUUGAAGAAGAAUACAAAGAACCUGAAGAAGAAAAGUUUGUUGAAAAAGAACAUUUAAGAAGCUGGCUUACGGAUCCGCAAGCACGUGAUCAAUUCGUGCUUUAUCGUGGAGAUGAUGUGAGCAUUUUCUGGAAUAAGAAGGCUGAACCUCCAGAAGAAGAGCAUAAACGUGUUAAUUGGACUGAAACAUAUGUUCAAUGGUCACCCUUGGGAACUUACUUAGCUACAUUUCAUCGUCAGGGGAUUGCUUUAUGGGGAGGACCUAGCUGGAACAAGAUCAUUAGGUUCGUUCAUCCUGGCGUCAAACUGAUAGAUUUUUCGCCCAAUGAACGCUUUCUCGUUACAUGGAGUAAUGAGUCUAUUUCUCUCGGGCCAAAUGGUGGCAUAGGUUCUCCAUUUGGACCUGAAGAUGAAGGACAUCAAAUUAUUAUAUGGGAUGUUUUAACUGGAAACCUUUUGCGUUCAUUUCCUUCUUCAACGUCGACUGAUGGUGCUCCUAAUAAAAUCACAUGGCCAAUGUUUAAAUGGUCUCCAUCAGACAAAUAUUUUGCCAGGGUUACGCCAAAGCAACAGAUUUCUGUAUAUGAAACACCCUCAAUGGGAUUGGUUGGAAAGAAAAGUAUUAAAGUUGAAGGAGUAGAAGAUUUUGAGUGGGCUCCUGCUUCUGAUAAAAAAGAAAAACAGAACGCAAGUGACAAAAAGAAUAGUGAGGAAAUGCUAAGUUACUGGACACCUGAAAUUGGUAAUCAACCUGCUCGCGUCACUUUAUUAAACAUUCCAUCCAAAGAGAUUAUACGAACGAGAAAUUUGGUUAAUGUUAAAGACUGUAAGAUGCAUUGGCAAUCAAAUGGAGAUUUCUUGUGUGUUAAAAUUGAUCGGCACACAAAAACCAAAAAAUCCACUUUCGCAAACCUUGAAAUAUUUAGAGUCCUUGAGAAAGAUAUCCCCGUUGAAGUCAUUGAGGUUAAGGAUACUGUGAUUGCUUUUGCAUGGGAACCUAAGGGUGAACGUUUCGCAAUUAUUACAACAAAUGACCCUAAUUAUGGACAGUCAACACAAGGUGUGAGAACUAAUGUUUCAUUUUAUUAUCUUGAGAAACCUAAACCUGGUAAAGGUGGAGACAAAGUUAGCACGGCUAACUUUAAGCUAAUUAAAACAUUGGAAAAGAAAACUUCUAAUGCCAUUUAUUGGUCACCGCGCGGGCGACAUGUAAUUUUGGCAACUCUUCGUUCAACAGCUGUAUUUGACUUGGAGUUUUGGGAUUUGGAUUUUGAUACAAUUGGUGAUCAAAAGGAAGGAUCAAAAAAUGAUCCAGCUGCUUCUAUACAGCUAAUGUCUACUCAGGAACACUACGGUGUUACAGAUAUUGAAUGGGACCCUACUGGACGUUAUGUAAUUACUAGUGCUAGUUUUUGGAGACAUUCGAUGGAAAAUGGAUAUUCUUUAUGGGAUUUUAAAGGAACACUUUUGCAAAAACAAUUGUUAGAUAAGUUUAAGCAAUUGUUAUGGAGACCUCGUCCAAAGAGUCUAUUAUCGAGUGAGGCUAAAAAGAAAAUCAAAAAGAACAUAAGAGAUUACUCUAAGGCUUUUGAAGAAGAAGACGCUCUUGCACAAACUUCGGUAUCUAAAGAAUUAUUGGCACAUCGUCGUCGCCUUGUUGAUGAAUGGAAUGCUUGGCGUAAACGUGUUGAAAAGGAAUUAGCUGAAGAAAAAGAAAGAGCAGGCGUGCAAAUUAUCCCUAGAAGAUAUGAUGAUGAGAAAGUGGAAAUGAUUGAAGAAUGGAUUGAAGAAGUUGUAGAAGAAACCGAAGAAAUUGUUGAGGAUUAG
Messenger RNA from Funneliformis geosporum, 2223 nucleotides. The record is from the annotation of a GenBank genome assembly. Lineage: Eukaryota; Fungi; Glomeromycota; Glomeromycetes; Glomerales; Glomeraceae.